AUGGAAUCUUACACAGGAGCAGUAUCACCAUUUAUUUGUAACGGCACAUCUUUUGAACUAAAUGGAUCACAUUUAUGUAAUGAAAGCAUGUCUUCUAUCUUGGCUGAUAAAUCAGAAGAACACCAACAAUACAUUAUUGGGCUUUUCUUAUCAUGCCUUUACACUAUUUUCCUUUUCCCUAUUGGCUUUGUGGGAAACAUUCUGAUUUUAGUUGUGAACAUAAGUUUUCGGGAAAAGAUGACUAUUCCUGACCUGUACUUCAUAAAUCUUGCAGUAGCUGAUUUGAUUUUAGUUGCUGACUCCCUCAUUGAGGUUUUUAAUCUUGACGAAAAGUAUUAUGACAUCACUAUAAUUUGCACUUUCAUGUCUCUGUUCCUUCAGAUCAACAUGUAUAGCAGCAUUUUCUUUUUGACAUGGAUGAGUUUUGACAGAUAUAUAGCACUUGCAAAAGUAAUGAGGUCCAAUAUAUUUCGGACUAUGCAGCAUGCUAGAUUAAGCUGUGGCCUCAUAUGGAUGGCAUCUAUCUCUGCAGCACUAGUGCCAUUUACAGCUGUACAUUUGCAGCACACUGGAGAGGUCUACUUUUGUUUUGCAGAUGUAGAAGAAAUCCAGUGGUUAGAAAUAACCUUGGGGUUUAUAAUCCCCUUUGUGAUCAUUGGUCUUUGUUACUCAUUAAUUGUUCGAGUUCUUAUAAAAGCACACAAACACAAGAGUCUUCGACUACGGCGCCAAAAGGCUCUUCGAAUGAUUUUUGUAGUCGUCCUGGUUUUCUUUAUCUGCUGGCUACCUGAAAAUGUCUUCAUUAGUGUUCAGCUUCUUCAAGAGAAAGGAAAGACACUCUCUUCAGGCAACCAAUCUUUUCGGCAUGAUUAUCCCCUCACAGGACAUAUUGUAAACCUAGCAGCCUUUUCUAACAGUUGUUUGAACCCUCUGAUUUACAGUUUUCUAGGUGAAACUUUUAGAGACAAAUUACGGUUGUAUGUUGAACAGAAAACUAAAAUGUCAACAUUCAGUCGUUUUUGUCAUGCUGCCCUAAAGUCAGUCAUUCCUGACAGCAACGAGCAAUCCGAAGUUUAAUUUAGUAGUGCUAUAUAAAAACAUAACUGAAAAUUGCACAAAUAUAGAACAAAACGCUUGCUACUAACAGUAAAAUAUAUGUAUAUAUAAUGCCCUGCUGAGUAC
Molecule: messenger RNA, 1182 nt
Organism: Mauremys reevesii (Reeves's turtle)
Lineage: Eukaryota; Metazoa; Chordata; Testudines; Geoemydidae
Gene: GPER1
Product: G protein-coupled estrogen receptor 1
Exons: 1
Coding region: 1-1077 (358 amino acids)
Biological process (GO): G protein-coupled receptor signaling pathway
Cellular component (GO): membrane
Molecular function (GO): G protein-coupled receptor activity
Source: RefSeq, a predicted model, not a curated record